GGAAUCAUCGUUUUCCCGUCGUGCCUUGGGCUACGGGGCUCGGAAUGAACCCGGAAGUUCCGGGUGGAGUUCCGGGUGCCAACAAAUCUUCCGAGUGGAAUCAUGGCCGCGCUCUGUCUCUUCGACGUGGAUGGGACCCUGACUGCCCCGCGGCAGAAAAUUACAAAAGAAAUGGAUGACUUUCUACAAAAAUUGAGGCAGAAGACCAAAAUUGGAGUGGUAGGUGGGUCAGAUUUUGAGAAAGUGCAAGAGCAACUGGGAAAUGAUGUGGUUGAGAAAUACGAUUAUGUAUUUCCAGAGAAUGGCUUGGUGGCAUACAAAGAUGGGAAGCUUUUGUGUAAGCAGAGUAUUCAAGGUCAUCUGGGGGAGGCAGUGAUCCAAGACCUGAUCAACUACUGUCUGAGCUACAUUGCAAAAAUUAAACUCCCUAAGAAAAGGGGAACUUUCAUUGAAUUCCGAAAUGGCAUGUUGAAUGUGUCCCCUAUUGGAAGAAGCUGCAGCCAAGAAGAACGAAUUGAGUUCUAUGAACUUGAUAAAAAAGAAAAUAUACGACAAAAAUUCGUGGCAGACCUGAAGAAGGAGUUUGCAGGGAAAGGCCUCACAUUCUCCAUAGGCGGCCAAAUCAGCUUUGACGUCUUUCCUGAUGGAUGGGACAAGCGGUAUUGCCUGAAACACCUAGAGCAUGAUGGUUACAAAACCAUCUAUUUCUUUGGAGACAAGACUAUGCCGGGUGGCAAUGACCAUGAGAUCUUCACAGACCCCAGAACUGUGGGCUACACGGUGACAGCACCCGAGGACACACGCAGGAUCUGUGAGGAGCUCUUCCAUUAACACCAGAGGAAUGGGCCUGGCCAACAAGACUGAAAGGUCCCUCAGGGUCCGGGGUCACUUAGGGCCAGAGCCGGAGUCCCUCCUCAUGUGUAUAUGUCCCUAGCCUCCAGCCAGGUUGUUCUCAUGGGUCCAAACACACAGGGACUAGCGGUCACCUCACUGGGCAUGCCAACAGGCCAUGCCUCCACCUCCAUCUAGCACCACCGGCAGCCCCAAGGGAAAAGAAAGAACUUAAUCAGAAAUGGCUGUGGCUGGGUGUGGUGGAUCAUGUCUGGAAUCUGUACUCAGGAAGCUGAGGCAGGAGCAUUGCCAACCAGUCAGAAGACAGCCAGAGGUACAGAAUGAGACCCUGUCUCAAACAGAAUGGUGGCUCUGGGGUUGGGGGCAUUACCCAAAGAACACUUGGCCUAGUAUGGAUGAGGCUCUCCAUUGAUUUAAGUACCUCAGAAACAGAAGUAUUCCACCAUUCCCUUCCUUCAGCCUAUGGUCUAAGAACUGGCUGACAGGAUCCAUGGCUGGUCUUUGAAAUGUCCCCAUAUGAUGAUACAAAAAAAAAAAAAAAAAACAGUAUGCCUGGGCCCCUUCCCCUUUGUGGACCGUUUUCUGGCAGUGGUGGGUUGGGGGAGGCUUUAUUUGGAGCCAUGGUCUCACUGUGUAGCCCUGGGCCAGCCUGACUUUGAGCUCCAUCUUAUGCCUGUGCCUUACAGAUGCAGGUUACAUGCACCAAUACACCUGCCAAGGUUUCACAGAGACUUGACAAUUGUCAGUGUGCAGGGAGACCUGAUGGUUGUCAGUGUGCACACCCAUCUCACCAUCAAAAGGGGGACCUGAUGAUGAAAAAACAUAAGCUAUGCACAGUUGCCCACCUGGGACGAAACUGAAGGCUUCUGUGAUAUAUUCCCAGUCUGCGGUGGAGGCUGGGGCAUGAACUAAGGCCAGUGUUCUACCAAAGGGCUGAUGUUUCUGUUUUCAAGCCAGCUUCCUGUCUAUGAGCCAGAGACCACAGCUUGGCCUGCCUGACAGAUAGCUGGCCAAGUGACAACUGAUCCUAGUUUGCACCUCUACUGGCCUGGCUGGCUCUAUUUACUACAUUUUACAGCAGGACUGCUGCCUUGUCACCAGCAGGAGGGGGGAUAGAGGACCCAGCAAAGCAAAGCCCUGUCUGCAGUCCUUCCCUCCAAGCUACCUGACCCAGGUAAUAGCCAGAUGACCACAUAGGAGCUGCCACUCCUUCAGCCUCUUCCUGGAGAGUGCACAGGCCUCGUCCAAAACCUCAGGGAGUGCCUUCUAAGAAAGUCCCCAGGCCACUUUCCAGUGCCUAGUAAACGGUUCUGCAGCCCAGCUCCUUGUUGGGAACUGCUGCUGCUACCCUUUCCUGCCUCCAGCCACCAUGUAUUCCCACAGCCCUGCCCUUGGCUACCCACACUGGCAUCUGCUACUGACCCCUUCACCUCUGUCCACCCCCACAGGACAGUGCCAGGAUCUCCACCCAGAGGCAAACGUUCUUGGAUUUUACGGCAGUGCUGUGAUCACUUGCCCAGGGAAACACAUUAAAGGGACUGCACCUUC
This is a messenger RNA of Cricetulus griseus (Chinese hamster), 2400 nucleotides long. The record is from RefSeq and is a predicted model, not a curated record. NCBI's taxonomy places the organism in Eukaryota, Metazoa, Chordata, Mammalia, Rodentia, Cricetidae.